UAUGUAACCUCUCCGGUGAAUUAGGUCGUUUCUUCAAAUCGAAGCCGAGAUUUGGGGGGCGAGGUGGUCUGGGGGCGGGGAGACAUCCUCUUUCCCUCCGCCUUGCACCCCUGGGACAUGCAACCAAUUGCUGAUCUUCCCUGCUGGGAUUAGCACAGGGGGGAGCACAGGGGUGCAGUUUUGAUUCUCCCUUCCCUUUCUCGGGGCUGCAGGAUUUUUUUUUCCUUGCAAGAAGAAGUCGUCGGAUUCAGGAAAAGGACAAAAGGCCGUCGCUUUGCGGGCCAUCGGCAAAGGUAACGCUAACGCGGGGUGGGUUUGCGGGCAGCUUGUCAGAAGUUUCAGUCCGCGGAGUUCUGAAAAGUUUCGUGCCACUUGCACUUGUUAAAGAGAGGGAGGGAGGGAGAGUGAAAUGAGCCCGGGAAAAUGCUGUCUUGAUUCUCGGCGAUCUCAAAUCAGAUGGGGUGGAGGGAAGCGAGUUGGAUCUGAAAUUCGCCGUUUGUAGUCAGGUAUCGGAGGAUCUCGGAUUUUGUUGCAAUAAAAAAAAGCCGGGCCGCCGGAAAGUCGGUGCCGUCUCCCCACCACAGGCCGAAAGGAAAGUGGGCGUGAGUCGGAGAUCGAUAAUGACUUGUAUUCCCAUCAGUACCUCUUCUUUGCUCUUGUUUUGAACAAGAACAGAGCGACAGGUAACGUGCUGAGAAGAUGACUUGAUAUUGGCCAAGACGGGUUGAACUCUUUUGCACAGAUUCAAAUCUGAAAGGGGCAUCCAGGUGUAGAGAACGUUUAAUGGGCUAAAUUAUUUUCAUGCUGGGGGAGCGGAAUUCUAUAGCUAAAUUUGCAGCCAUCAACUGUAUCUGGUUAAGUUGGACCUACCUAUCCCUAAUUUUACAGCCCAAUAUGUUUUUAGGCUCUUUUUUUUUUACAAAGGAGUAGAUGGGAUUGUUGAAAAACAGUGGAUGAAGUUUAAAUGUGUCCAUAUUUCAUUUGUUAAUUUACUUUGAUUUCUGCCUACCUUGCAGGGGCUGCCUGUUUCACUAGACGCUUUUCCUUGGAUGAGAAGUUUAAGGAUGGAACAGCCGUGGUGGAAAGGAGACCUUGCAGCUGACGUUCAUCAGACACUAAGACUGAAGGAGCUGAAACUGCCGAUCUACAAGGCCCAUUCUCCACAAAUUGAAAGACGGCACUAUUUUGCUCACCUCCUUACUGUCCUCAGCAGCCAUUGCCAACUUUGUCCCACAGCUCGGCACCUUGCUGUCUACUUGCUGGAUAUUUUUAUGGAUCGCUAUGAUGUUACUGUGAAGCAGUUAUAUGUCGUUUCAAUUGCAUGUCUUCUCCUUGCAAGCAAAUUUGAAGAGAAGGAGGAUAAGGUGCCCAAACUAGAACUGCUGAACAACUUUGCUUAUAUGUGCAGCCUUAAUCUAACACUUACAAAAAAAGACCUUCUGAAGAUGGAACUCUUGCUCCUGGAGAGCUUCAAUUGGAAUCUGUGUCUGCCAACCCCAGCGCACUACAUUGACUAUUACCUCUUCGCUUCUGUCAAUGAGGGUGACCUCCACAAAGGCUGGCCCAUCACGUCUGUCACCAAGUUCAGAGCCAUCAUGGAGAAAUGCUCUCACUCAUUCCUAGAAGCUUCACUGCAAGAUCAUGUUUUUCUCUCUUUUCGGCCCUCUCUGGUUGCUGCUGCUUGUGUGGGUGCCUCCCGCGUCUACCUUGAGAUCUCUCCCCCGUGGACCACACAGCUUCAACUGCUGACAUGUUAUUCCUGGGAACAUCUUGUUCCUUGCAUUGAACUCAUGCUUGGCAAAGUUCACAGUAAGGACCCCAGAGAAGACACACAGGAAAAAGAUUCCCUAACUCUGUUGCAGCAGCAGCAGCAAAUUAUGGAAAGCCUAAACCUACAGACGCCAACUCAGGUUCUCUUCCAACAGCCACAGUACCACCCCCUGCCCCAGCCCUCAGCUGUCCUGUCGCAGUUCUGUUCUCCGAUACAGGAUCUGUGCUCCGCUUAUCGGGACUCCCUGCAAGCUCCUCGAUCCAGUGGCCUCAGUUCAGGGAAUAGUACGCUGAGUACUUACUCUGCCCUGCAGGAGAAUUUCCAACCUGUUUUGCAGACCAUGUCUCUCCAAGGGCCAAUCACGAUGCAGGUAGCCAUUUCGACAGAAUCCAGACAUUGCCUCUCAUUGGUCUACGGCAGCAGCUACUUCAGCAGGCAUCACUCAUACACAGCAGGCUGUUUCGAUGGCUGAGCGCCUAUGGAAAAAGGGAGCCAGAGAGAGGCAGGAUGUUUUGCCAGAAAAACACAGGGUUGGAGCACACGAACCAGAUUACCCAUGUCACUAUCAGCAGGAUCUCUAUGAAGAAAUGGCUGGACAAAAAACAGAUCCAACUCACCAGCUCAAUUUUGAUUUCUCAGUACGUGUGCUUUGUAAGGAGGCAAGACUUUAAGAGAAAAAUGCAAAAAGAUAUACCUCACCUUUCCCAGAUUUGCCAGGCUUCAUUUUGAGGGAGGAAGAAUUGGAAAAGCUUCUUCCAUAAGACAAACUUUUGCCGUAAGAUAACUACCCUGUGGCACAUGUGUAUAGUUGCUUCCCUGAUGAGGUUUGCCAAGUGGAUGAUUGUAGUUUGUAGUUUUUAGCCCAGGAACCUUCUAUUGGUGAUAAAAAGGCCAGUGUUUGUUGCACUCACCUUAAGAUGUCUCUCUCUCUCUCUCCCUCCCUCCCUCUCCCCCUCCCUCUCUCUCUCUGAAUACUUUAUGAAGGAACUUCCUUGUUGCUUAUUGGAAGAUUCGCACAGCAAUAUAUUAAACAUGAAAAUAGGGAGAGAAAUACUUGGAACUUUUUUAAUACAUUUUAUAGGUUAAGCACCAUUUGAGUUUCAUAUGUAUAGUAUUUUUUAAUUGCCUUUUUAAAGUACCUCUAGAUAUUUGAAAUGCUGCUGCCUUAUGUCACAGUCAUUUGUUGAGAAAAUAUGGUUUACAAGUUAUAUCAGGGAUUAAUGUUUACUUGAAGCAGUUCACUGUAAAGAAAAAUAGUUAAAUCCCUUAAUUUUUAAGGGAACUGCUGCCUUUUAUUAUAGGAUGUUAGGAAUUUGCAAUAUGACUUAGAAAAGUAGACAAAAAUAUACAUAGAAAGACUCUUAAAAGAGGAAAGAACACUUAAAAGGUUCAAGAAUAAGGAAUGUAAGGUUAAUAAAAGGUGAUUAAACAAUUUGCAUUCCUAAAAAGAUACUAGCUGGAACAAUACUAUAGAUGACUAUUGAGAUAGGUUGCCAUGCAAGCUAUUUUUAAGGCAAUAUGUAAAUCAACAUGACAAAGUAAAUAAUAAUUCACUUUGAAUAUUAGCAUUUAAAGCAAGGAAUGAACCACAAUGAUAAAGAAAGCUAAUCUCUUUCUGCAAUUGCUUCUUUAGCACCUUGACCUGGUUCUUUCUAGCUGGACUCCAGAAUUAGGAAGUACUGUAAGUUUGGAAAAGAGGGGAGGGGUUAACAUUAGCAGAAAAUAAUUGAUGGAAAUGGGCGGGCUACAGUACCAUGCCCCCACCACUGAUUCUCUUCUAAAAAUAUAGAUUUAACAAUACUUUGCCAGGUUUUGCCUUGCCCCAGUGCUCUAAUAUUUCUAUGUAAACUUACUUUUAGGAUCAUGGCCUUAAACAAUUUUGUAUGAUUAAGUUUUGUACUAGACUUCUGCUCCAAUUUCAAAAUAUGUUGAAGAUGUCUACUACUGUGUCAAGUUGCCACUUGAUAUGGAGCUAUUGUCACUGAAUGACAGUAUUUUUAUGGAAUGUUUCUCAGGAUUGCAAUAACACUAUGUGCAAUAUGCUUUUAUUCUAUUGAAUAUGUAGAGUUUGUUGUUGAGAAUGCAGUGGUAAAAUGUUAUUCGUUCAUUUUGCUUUAAGUUAUAAUUUUCAGAGAGAAAGUGAAGAAAUUUUUAACUGAAAAAGAGAGUGCUGCUUUUAAUGUAGGGGAAGAAUGUUUCCUUUUUAUUGAAAAGUCUGGUGAUGAGUUCUGCUAAAGUCUAUUGCAGACUGGGCUUGUCCAGCUUUUGAUGACAACAUAUGUAGCAAGACAAAGUUGGAAAUGUUUUUGUAUGGAUUUUCUUUCCUUGUUAGAAACAUCUUUGUCAAAAAAUAGUAUCUGGACUUGUACGUUACCUUUUAUGUAUUUAUAUACAACUUUUUAACUACAACAUUUAAGCAGACAGUAGUCACUUAAUUGUGUAAAAACCACUGGAAAAGCUCAAGCUUAUAGAAUUUGGCCUGAUUAUUUCAUGACGUCUUGUAAAGAAGGUGUUUUUGUGUAUUGAAAUUUUCUGUUUCUGUCUUUAAAAGGUUUAUUGAAUAAACAGCACAAAACAUUAA
Pantherophis guttatus is the source of this 4352-nucleotide messenger RNA. Lineage: Eukaryota; Metazoa; Chordata; Lepidosauria; Squamata; Colubridae. The record is from RefSeq and is a predicted model, not a curated record.